UGGCGGCGGGCGGUCUGGUUCGUUUUCUCGGCUGCUGUUUGUCACUCUGUGUGGCCACUGCUCCUAUCCGCAGCCACGCGCGUUGUCGCCUCCACGGCCCACGCGGACACGCCCACCGCUCGAAGCAGCGUAGCGACUAGCGAGCAUUCGCACAGCGGCUCUCUUUCCUCGCGCAGUCGCGCUAGACAAGCGGCUGCCUCCUUGCAAGUUGCUACUGCUACCCUCACCCUACUACCGACGAGACGUCGACGGCGACUUGGUCUAAGCCCCGCCCACCCGCCAAUUGCCACCAAAAACUAACCGCCUGCUCUUUCAGGGGAGCGGACCCGGACGACGAGCCACGCCGACGCUAGGGUUUGGUUUCGCCGGCCUGCCCGGCCAUGGACCUGCCCCCGGGCGCCGGCCGUCGCACCACCUACUCCCUCCUCCCACAGUUCCCCGACGACGCCGCCGCACCUGCUCCCGCCCCCGCCAACAUCCUGCAGCGCCAGUCCAGCGGCAGCAGCUACGGCGCCGGCAGCUCUAUCUCCACCUCCAGCGACUACCCAUUCCACUUACAACCCCCCGCCUCGGCCGCGGGGGUCGCGCCGCCCGGAUCGGCAGCGGCGCCUCCCGGGGCGGCUGGCUCGCCCUGCAAGAGCUGGGCGCAGCAGGCCGAGGAGACCUACCAGCUGCAGCUCGCGCUCGCGCUCCGCCUCUGCGCCGAUGCUGCGUGCGCUGCCGACCCGGGCUUCCUCGACCCAGGCGAUUCAGGAAGCGGGAGGGGCAGCGGUAACGGGAGAGCCUUCCCGCUCGCGCAGCCCGCGCCCUCUGCGGAGUCGCUCUCGCAUCGCUUCUGGGUAAAUGGUUCGCUAUCAUACAACAGCACAAUACCAGAUGGAUUUUACUUGAUUCAUGGGAUGGACCCCUUUGUAUGGUCACUAUGCACUGAUGUACAGGAAGAGAACCACAUACCCUCCAUGGAAUCACUCAAGUCUGUCCGUCCUGAUGAUCCUUCCAUUCAAGCCAUUCUUAUCGAUCGAAGAACUGAUUUUGAAUUAGGUAUGUUGGAGAGUUAUGCUUCCAGCAUUCUUUCCAGUUCUGCUGAUGCCAAAGAUGUGGUAAUCCAACUGGCCAAACUCAUAUCUUCAAGAAUGGGGGGUACAACUUCCAAUGAAGAGAACUUGCUUCAACGAUGGAAAGAGUGCAUUGAGGCCAUCAAGUCAAGUACAGGAUCUGUUGUGCUUCAUCUUGGAAAGCUCCCUAUCGGUCUUUGCAAGCAUCGCUCGUUGCUAUUUAAAGUGUUAGCAGAUAAAGUCAAUAUUCCUUGUAGAGUUGUCAAGGGUUGUAAAUAUUGUAAAUCUGAUGAUGCCUCCUCCUGCCUUGUACGCUUUGGGCUUGAAAGGGAGUUCUUGGUUGAUUUAAUUAGGGAUCCAGGCCAACUUACUGAUCCUGAUUCCUUUGUCAAUGGUCCCUACUCACUAUCAGUAUCCUCACCUCUCCAUCCCCCAAAAUUUAGGUCAUUGGAGAUAACUUCAAAUUUUGGUUCAGUAGCCAAGCAAUACUUCUCAGAUUGCCAUUCCCUGAAUCUCUUGUUCAGUGAUUCUUCCACAGGUGUUGCUAAUAGCACAGUAAUUUCUCUGGACCAUCCCUAUUCUAAGAAACAUGUUGCUGGGGAUGAUGUUAUUAACAGCUGGGUGCCAGGAAAAGGGCAAGGAAUAAUGAAGCCAGAUAUUAUGGUGCCAGAAGCUCCUCGGGUGGUUUUGCCACUUGUUACUUCCUCCAAUAUUAAGCUUGAACUUGACAAAAAGAAAGAAUUGGUGACUACACAGUUGCGGAAUACAGUCAGUGAUCUGUCACUUGCUGCGGAUGAUUUGAUCAUUCCAUGGAAUGAGUUGAUUUUAAAGGAGAAGAUUGGUGCAGGUUCUUUCGGAACAGUUCAUCGUGCUGAUUGGCAUGGAUCUGAUGUUGCAGUCAAAAUACUUAUGGAGCAAGAUUUUCACCCAGAGCGUUUCAGGGAAUUUAUGAGAGAGGUUGCAAUCAUGAAAAGUCUGAGACAUCCAAAUAUUGUCCUAUUCAUGGGUGCUGUUACUGAACCACCAAAUCUAUCUAUAGUUACAGAAUACUUGUCUAGGGGCAGUUUGUAUAAACUUUUGCACAGGAGUGGUGCAAAGGAAGUUCUAGAUGAAAGACGCCGAUUAAACAUGGCAUUUGAUGUGGCCAAAGGAAUGAAUUACCUUCAUCGACGCAGCCCUCCUAUUGUUCAUCGUGAUCUGAAGUCUCCAAAUCUUCUAGUUGACAAGAAGUAUACUGUCAAAGUAUGUGACUUUGGCCUUUCAAGACUGAAAGCUAACACUUUCCUGUCUUCCAAGUCUUUGGCUGGAACUCCUGAAUGGAUGGCACCUGAAGUGCUUCGAGAUGAACCAUCCAAUGAGAAAUCUGAUGUCUAUAGCUUCGGUGUUAUCCUAUGGGAACUAAUGACACUGCAACAACCAUGGUGUAACCUGAAUCCUGCCCAGGUGGUUGCUGCUGUAGGUUUCAAAGGAAGAAGGCUUGAAAUCCCAAAAGAUCUGAAUCCUCUAGUAGCCGUAUUAAUUGAAUCUUGCUGGGCCAAUGAACCAUGGCGAAGACCCUCGUUUGCAAAUAUUAUGGACACUUUGAAACCAUUAAUAAAUAAGGUUCCGGCACAGUUGAUCCGUUCAGAUUCGUAGCCUGUUCUAUACGGGUACGGGAAGAUGUAUUUUACUGAGUGGUCCUGAUAACAUCAACAUGAGUGUCCUAAUACUGAUCUGCUAUAAUUGAAUAAUCCUUGGAUGGUAUUACUCAUUAUGAUAAUACAAUUCUCAUAAUCUUUCAAAUGAAGUGUGCCUGGCAAUUUCUUUCCAUGGCUUAAGGAAGGCACCAAGGACUAUCAUUUUGGCCUAGACUCUAAUCAGUCAGUGUCGCUCUAAUAAAUCGGGUGCCCGCGAAAAUAAGGCGGCGCAGAUCUGUCCAAGCAGCCUUAACAGCCAAUGGAUGGGUGCAUGAUAUCUCUGGAAGCCUUACGACGCAGGUGCUGUUUGAGUUUUUGUUGGUCUGGGAUUUACUCCAAGAGGUGCAGCUGUAUCCUAAUGUUGAGGAUCAGCAUCGGUGGUUGCCAUCCUCCUCGGGGCUGUAUUCCGCCAGCUCUGCUUAUUUGCGCUUCCAUGGUGGUGCAACAACCUUUGAGCCUGCUAAAAGAAUCUGGAAGACUUGGGCCCCCCGUGCUGCGAGUAUUUCAUUUGGCUUGCAUCUCUCAACCGAUGUUGGACGGCUGAUCGACUGGCACGUCAUGGAAUGGAUCAUCAAGAUAGUUGUCCCUUGUGUGAUCAGCAGGAUGAGACAGUGCAUCACAUGCUGGUGGCUUGUGUUUUUACGAGGGAAGUUUGGUUUAGAA
Molecule: messenger RNA, 3394 nt
Organism: Zea mays
Lineage: Eukaryota; Viridiplantae; Streptophyta; Magnoliopsida; Poales; Poaceae
Product: serine/threonine-protein kinase CTR1
Exons: 17
Coding region: 381-2690 (769 amino acids)
Biological process (GO): protein phosphorylation
Molecular function (GO): protein serine/threonine kinase activity; ATP binding
Source: RefSeq, a predicted model, not a curated record